Prinia subflava (tawny-flanked prinia) is the source of this 647-nucleotide messenger RNA. RefSeq names its product cilia and flagella associated protein 144 (gene CFAP144). Bases 43 to 459 code for a protein of 138 amino acids. Gene Ontology annotation, cellular component: ciliary base. The record is from RefSeq and is a predicted model, not a curated record. The transcript has 4 exons. NCBI's taxonomy places the organism in Eukaryota, Metazoa, Chordata, Aves, Passeriformes, Cisticolidae.
CCCGGCGGCGGCACGCGGGCGUUGCCCCGGAGCGGCGUGGCCAUGGCUGCCCGCAGCGGGAGGGAGGCGCCGGAUGCGGUGCAGAACCGGCUGCACGCCGAGCGCGCCAGGCGGGAGCACCGCUUCCAGCUGCUCUUCACGCAGUACACCGUGAACCCCUUCCGUCCCAUUCACAGGGUCACUAGGAAGCCAAUGUCUUGGCACGAGAACGUACAGGAGCCCAUAGAUGAUGAAUUCCUGAAUCUUCUUCACCGUGCAGCAGUGGUGCCAAGAGAGAAAUACUCAGAGCCACAAACUGAAAGCCAAGAAAUUGGCUGGCAUACAACACCUUUGGUUCCUUUUGACCGCACUGAUAUCAGAUUCUACUUCCCACGCCAGACAACUGAGAUCACCAUCCAUGGCUACCCUGCACCACUAAAGACUAGUACAGGGGGAAAGCCACAGAUAGAAUCUGAAUGACAUCUAAUGUGUUAGGCCCUGCUCGUUAUCUAGCAAGUGCAGCAGAUUUCUAGGGAGAGACAAUAGAGAAGAGAAAACUUUCAUCUGUCCAGAUUUGCAACCUGUGACACAAAUAAACCUAUCUGUAAGGCUCUGCAUUCGUCUCACUGCUGUUUCUACAUCCAUCUACACAAAUAGUCUAAAAAAAC